This is a messenger RNA of Closterium sp. NIES-65, 2502 nucleotides long. Lineage: Eukaryota; Viridiplantae; Streptophyta; Zygnematophyceae; Desmidiales; Closteriaceae. The record is from the annotation of a GenBank genome assembly.
AUGGAGUCACCUUCUCGACCUGCUCGAAAUGCAGCCGUCUGUUUAUGUUUUGCCCUCGCUCUUCUCCUCGUCGUCCUAGUACUUUCCACGGAUCCUCCCUGCACUCACCGCGGUCUUUCGACUCUCGAAUUCUCGUCGCUCGCACCCUCCUUCGGCUGUAACUUCCCGAUUCUAUCCCCAAUCGCAUCCCUCGUUUCUUCCUCGCUCCUUCCCUUCCCCCCCCCGACGCUCGCCUAUUCCAUCCAUGGCGCCGAUGCAACCCCUUCCGCGCGGACUGAUUCUCCGUCGCACGCGGCGAUACGCGACCCUCUCGAUCGCGCCUCGCACUCGUCGCGGCUGCGUCGCCCGUCGCCGCAGUCGCACGGUGUGGGCGACGCGUCGGCGAUUCUCCCCGAGUACCUGGGCCACGUGGCGACGGGCGGCGAGGGCCUCGCGUGGGGCGACAGGUGCUUCGAGCAGGUCACGGCGCGACUGGCCGUGCGCGCGGGGAGGCUUGGGCGCACGGGAGGGGGAGGGGGAGGAGGAGGAGGCGGAGGAGGAUUAAGAGGAGGAGAGGCCGUGGGGAUGAGGAGAAGCGUGAGAAACGAGGGUUGGGAUGUGCCAGAUGUGGGAGAGCGGGAAGAUGGGGAGGCGAGGGCAAGGAGGAGAGUGAUGCGAGGCGAGGAAGGGGGAAGGGAGUGGGUGGUGGCGAUUCAGCGGGAGCCAGGGGCGGAGGGAGAGGGCGGGUCGGAUGGGGCGAGGGUGAGGGCGGUGGAUGGACGACAGGCUGCAGCGACCGUCACUCUCUCUGUGCGUGACUCUCUCUGUGCGUGCCACAUGCACCCUGUGUCGUGCCACAUGCACCCUGUGUCGUGCCACAUGCACCCCGUGUCAUGCCACAUGCACCCCGUGUCCCCCGUGGCAAGCGGCAUACGCUCUCCACGGACCCCCGUGGCAAGAGGCGCAUGCUGUGCACAGACGUGUACGCGCUCGCCAAUCUUUUCGUCCCUUCCCCCCACCAUGCCUGCCCUGUGCCAUCCCCUUCCCCACCAGCCCCGUGGCAAGCGGCGCAUGCUGUGCACAGACGUGUACGCGCUGGCCACGCCGUUCCACCUGGUGGUGCGCGUGCUGCCCCUCGCCCUGCCCCACCCCAUCACCGUGCCCUGGCCCGCCAUGGGGCCGCUCGAGAUGGACUAUGUGCAGCAGCGGGGCGUGGCUGUGUUCCGCCUGCCCCACGGGCUGUGGGGGGCGGUGAAAGCGCUGCUGCAGCUGCUGCCUCUGGCGUCUGACAGCAGUGUGGGCGAGGCGGCUCAGAUGCGCUUCCUGCAGCAGCACAUGCACGCCUCCUUCCACCCCCAUGUGCCCCUCGCACCGCCACCCGACCUCAGUCUUCCUGCCGCCACGGCCUUCCUGUCAAGCGGCGAUUUGCUGCUGACCAGCAAGUUCCGCGGGCCGUGGGGGCUUUUUGAGACCAUUGAGAAGUGGGUCACCGGCAGCUAUGCUGCUCAUGCCGCCCUGCUGCUGCGCACUGAUGCCGCGGGGUCGGGUGCGGGUGGGGGAGGUGAUAGGGGUGAGGGAGUGGGGGACGGGAAAGAGGGGGAGCUCUGGGUUGCAGAGAGCGGGCGGAUCAGCGUGGCAGGGCGGCCGGAGAUUGCGGUGGAGCGGUUUUCAGAAUGGUGGAGGCGGAUGCAGAGGGAUCCGAGUGGGCAGCACGUGGUGGUGCUGCGGCUGGGGGAGGAGGGGCGGCGGCGAUGGGACAAUGGGCGUGCGUGGGCGUUUGUGAGGGCGAUGGAGGGGCGGCAGUUUGGGUACCACAACAUAAUGUUCAGCUGGAUUGAUACACCUGCAAACAACUUCCCUCCGCCCAUCAAUGAGAACACGGUGGCAGCACUGGCAGCCGUGUGGAGCCGAGUGCAGCCGGAAUAUGCCGCCCGCAUAUGGAACGAGGCCCUUAACAGGCGCCUGGGGAUUCAGAACCUCUCGCUAGAGCAAGUGCUGGUGGAGUGUCAGCGCCAAAACAUUUCGUUCGGGCAGCUGCUGGCGCUGCCCGAGCAGGACAGCUGGCGCUACAGUGACGGGCUGUCGCUGUCGUGUGUGGCGUUUGCACUGCGCGUGUGGAAGGAGGCGGGAGUGUUUGGCCCCAUGGGGGACAACAUCAAUGUCAGCGAAUUCACGAUCCGAGACGCCUACCAGCUGCAGCUCUUUGCGUCCAAUGCUUCCCACCUGCCAUCCUGGUGCUUCAGCCAAGACCAAUCAGAGGAGGAGCAAGCAGGACAGGAGGAGCAAGCAGGGAAGGAGGAUAAAUUGGGGAGAAAGGGGAUCAGGGGAACAAGGGAGGCGAUGGAAAUGGGGCGUAGCACCACACGGGGAGUGGAGGGGGUAGGUGGAGCGAGGGCAUGGUGUCAGCUGCUGGGCAAGUGGCGCUUCGACCUGCCCGGCUUCAACUCCAUCCCUCUUUAUGCCCACAUGAAUGAGCGAUGCCCCACCCUCCCCCCCAACUACAUGCGACCGUCCUCCUGCUGA